This is a messenger RNA of Spea bombifrons (plains spadefoot toad), 930 nucleotides long. Its product is annotated as olfactory receptor 5V1-like. Gene Ontology annotation, molecular function: G protein-coupled receptor activity; olfactory receptor activity. The transcript has a single exon. Bases 1 to 930 code for a protein of 309 amino acids. NCBI's taxonomy places the organism in Eukaryota, Metazoa, Chordata, Amphibia, Anura, Pelobatidae. Gene Ontology annotation, cellular component: membrane. The record is from RefSeq and is a predicted model, not a curated record. Gene Ontology annotation, biological process: G protein-coupled receptor signaling pathway.
AUGGAGCAUGUGACGAACACGACAGGAGUCAGAGAAUUCUGGAUUCUGGGAUUUCAGAACACCAACAGCACUAAAAUCGUUGUAUUUCUUUUGUUUCUAAUAUUUUAUAUUUUAACAUUAUUGGCUAAUUUUACCAUCAUAUCACUGGUCAUCGUGUGUCACCACAUCAAAGCUCCGAUGUACUUCUUCCUCAGCCACCUGUCUCUCAACGACAUUCUUCUCUCAACCACCAUUGAACCUGAAAUGCUCCAGGUUAUAUUGAGGGAAGGAAGCGCUAUUUCUCUGUCUGGAUGCUUUAUUCAGUUUUAUUUUUUUUCCAUGUCUGCUGCUAAUGAAUGUCUCCUCCUCACCGCGAUGUCCUACGACCGAUAUUUGGCCAUCUGCAACCCAUUGCGUUAUUCCUCCAUCAUGGACCUCAAACUUUGUAUUCUUCUUGCAACUUCAUGUUGGGUUUGUGCGAUACUUAUUGCUUUACCACAUAUUUUUAUGUUGCAGAAAAUUACAUUUUGUGGGUCAAAUAAAGUUGACCAUUUUUAUUGUGACCUUCCUCCACUUCUCAGACUUGCUUGCUCAGACACAUCAUCUAUUGAAAUAGCAAGUACCAUCAGUGGAAUACCGGUAGUGUUGAUUCCAUUUAUUUUUAUCUCUUUAACUUAUAUAAAUAUAAUUGCCGCCAUCCUCCGGAUCUCUAACUCAGCCGGGAGGCAAAAAACCUUCUCGACCUGCAGCUCCCAUCUAACUGUGGUCUGCAUAUACUAUGGGUCUAUUGUGUUUAAUUAUAUGGUUCCACCUAAGGGAAAAUACCUAGGGUUACAGGAAACGGUCUCUGUGUGCUACCCGAUUGUUACUCCACUGCUGAACCCUGUUAUAUACAGUCUGAGGAAUGAAGAAAUUAAAAGGAAAAUCACACAUUUCGUUUCAAAAUAUUAG